AUGGCUACCACCAACUCCAGCAGCUUGGGUAAAACCUCUGCUAGAACGGCAAUAAUUCUCUACGGUUCGGAGACUGGAAAUUCCCGGGAUGUUGCGGAUGAACUUGGGCGCCUUGCAGAAAGGCUGCGCUUCACAGCGCGCGUCUGCGAACUCAAUGCCAUUAAAGCGGAGUCUCUUCAUGACUACGAUAUCGCGAUAUUCGUUGUCUCGACUACGGGACAGGGAGAUUUCCCAGCCAACGCUCAGGUUUUCUGGAAGUCGUUGCUGUUGAAGCGGCUUCCGCCAACAUUCCUUCAUGGCGUAAAUUUUGCUCUAUUUGGAUUGGGAGAUAGCUCGUACCCAAAGUUCAACUGGGCUUCGCGAAAGCUCUACAAGAGAUUGCUACAGCUUGGCGCAAACGAAUUGUACCCGUGCGGCGAAGCGGAUGAGCAGCACCCAGAGGGCUUCGACGGAACAUUUAUUCCGUGGUCAUUGGAUUUGCGGAAGCAUCUGUUGGAUAAAUACCCCCUUGCUCCUGGUCAACAUCCCAUUCCGGAUGACGUCCGUUUACCACCAAAAUGGGUGCUUGCACGCCGAGACUCAAGUAAACCGGAAGUCACCUCUUCAUAUCCAGAUGUGGCGAUAUCGGAUUUACAAUCUGGAAGGCAGUUGAGAGACGCCAGCGUCCCUCCCUACUUCACUCACGACUUGCGGCCCAUUCCGAAUACUGUAUCUGCCACACUUACAAUGAACAAUCGAGUCACACCAGAAAUCCACUGGCAAGAUGUUCGUCACUUAAUUUUAACAACUCCGGGGUCUAUUCCAUAUUCGCCGGGAGAUAUUUUACAAAUAACGCCGAGGAAUUUCGUUUCUGACGUAGAUUCGCUGAUAUCUAUCAUGGGUUGGCAGAAGCAAGCCGACAUACCCCUAUGUUUCGUCCCAAAUGCUGAAUACGUUGGGCAUACCGACAUGUCCACCCCCGAAAUCCCGUUCCUGCUGAGAUCACCUGGAUUUACCCUCCGAACAUUACUGACCGAUUACCUAGACAUCAUGGCGAUACCACGACGCUCCUUUUUCUCCAAUAUUUCCCAUUUUACAAGCGACAUUACGCAUAGAGAGCGACUGCAGGAGUUUACAAAUCCAAAAUACAUAGAUGAAUUUUACGACUAUACCUCGCGGCCCCGCCGCUCAAUCCUUGAAGUACUCCACGAGUUUGACUCCGUGAAAAUCCCUUGGCAACAAGUUUGCGCCGUAUUCCCCGUCCUUCGUGGCCGACAAUUCAGCCUGGCGAGCGGUGGGAAGUUGAAAAAAGUCGAAGUUUUACCCGGCAGCAACAGCACAACUGUGAGUACGCGUUUUGACCUCCUUGUCGCUGUCGUCAAAUACCAAACUGUUAUCAAAAAGAUGCGUGAGGGGGUAUGUACACGCUAUCUCGCAGCACUCCAGCCAGGGAGCUCCCUAAAAGUCCACGUACAAAAGGGCGGACUCAACUCUUCGAUGAGACAACUUCUAGAACCGACUGUAUUAAUCGGUCCGGGCACAGGGGUGGCACCAUUGCGUUCAAUGCUCUGGGAAAAGGCCGCCAUGGCAACUGCGUUUCGGCAGAGGCAUGGUGCAGACGUUCCCGUGCCUUUAGGCCCCAUUGUCUUACUAUUUGGUGGGCGAAAUCGGAAAGCAGAUUUCUUCUUCGAGGAUGAAUGGGAGGAGUUGAAGAAGGUCCUUGACCUUACGGUAAUCACGGCGUUUUCGAGAGACCAGAGGGAGAAGAUAUACGUGCAAGACCGCAUUAGGGAGCAUGCUGAGUUGUUCUUUAGCAUAUUGCAUGAUUUGGGUGGCACGGUAUAUAUUUGUGGAUCAUCGGGAAAGAUGCCACAAGCAGUUAGAGAGGCACUUAUUGAAGUUUUUCAAAUGUUUGGGAGGAGUGUAUCUGAGGAGGCGCCGUAUAGUCGAGAAAUGGCAGAAAAGUAUUUGAUGAAUAUGGAGAAGGCAUUUUUAUACGCUGGCCGGUUAAAAAUUGCGGCGGAAAUUGGGAACCACGUGACUCAGAUCAAGAUCCAACCAAUCGGGAAGCCCCCAGCAGCCGAGAUGUUAUCCGAACGCGGCUAUUCUAUGGCUGAGGCAGGUUUGGAGGCUGAGCAACGAACGACAUUCAACUCACAAGCCGCGACACAUCAAAACUACUGCCCCGACUCACAGCUGCCGCAGAGCUUCAGCAAUUGCGUCAUCAGGCUCAAGAUUGGCAAGGACUGCUGUAUACACAAAUCCGCAUCCCUGUACAUUCUCUAUUUUCUUUCCACAAUGGCUGCAAAUGCGCUCCGAAUACUUGUGCCCGUAAAGAGGGUUAUUGACUUCGCAAUAAAACCCCGCAUCAACAAGACCCAGACUGGCGUCGAAACCGCCGGCGUCAAGCAUUCCCUCAACCCCUUCGAUGAACUCUCCAUAGAAGAAGCUGUUCGCCUGCGCGAAAGCAAGGGACCCAUGUCCGUGUCCGAGAUCCUAGCUAUCUCUGCCGGCGGGCCCAAAUGCGUCGAUACCCUCCGAACCGCCAUGGCCAUGGGAGCCGACCGAUCCAUCCUUGUUGAUGUACCCGAGAAACCGGACCAGUCGGGCCUGGAGCCACUCACCGUAGCCAAGUUGCUGAAGAACGUGGUCCAGAAGGAAAAUAUCAACAUGGUGUUGUUGGGCAAGCAGGCUAUUGAUGGUGAUCAAGGUCAGACGGGACAGAUGCUGGCGGGUCUCCUGGGUUGGCCGCAGGCGACACAGGCGAGCAAGCUUGUUGUGAAGGAUGACAAGGGUUCAAUUGAGGUUACGAGGGAAGUGGAUGGAGGUGUGGAGACGCUCAAGGCCAAGUUGCCCAUGGUCAUCACUACGGAUCUACGACUGAAUACUCCGCGAUAUGCAAGCUUGCCAAACAUCAUGAAGGCAAAGAAGAAGCCGUUGGAGAAGAAAACGUUGGCGGACUUUGAGAUUGUAGAUGAGAAGAGGUUGAAGACUUUAAAAGUCACAGAACCUCCCGCCCGUCAAGGGGGAGGGAAGGUAGAAGACGUCGACGGGAUGAUCUCGAAACUGAAAGAGCUGGGUGCUCUGUAA
Messenger RNA from Paracoccidioides brasiliensis Pb18, 3069 nucleotides. RefSeq lists its product as uncharacterized. The coding region runs from base 1 to 3069 and encodes 1022 amino acids. The transcript is spliced from 7 exons. Gene Ontology annotation, molecular function: flavin adenine dinucleotide binding; electron transfer activity; NADPH-hemoprotein reductase activity. The record is from RefSeq and is a predicted model, not a curated record. Gene Ontology annotation, cellular component: cytosol.